This is a messenger RNA of Gigantopelta aegis, 743 nucleotides long. RefSeq names its product prostate stem cell antigen-like. The coding region runs from base 153 to 602 and encodes 149 amino acids. The transcript has 3 exons. The record is from RefSeq and is a predicted model, not a curated record. NCBI's taxonomy places the organism in Eukaryota, Metazoa, Mollusca, Gastropoda, Neomphalida, Peltospiridae.
UAUACCCUUCUUGGACGUUGCCAGCGUUACAAUUAAGUGGGUAAAAAAAGCUCGGAUUGUUUUAAUCUGAACAUGGAAAUGGGUCAUCGUGCUGUUGACCUCUAGCCUUUGGGUAGCAGGGAUUGGAUUUGGGAAGAGGAAACCAACUGACAAUGCUGUUUCACUUGGCGGCCAUUACGGGAAUCGCGCUUCUCGUCCUUUGUCUUGUUUCGCGCGUCAGAUCAGUGAAAAUCCUCCAAGUGAACGCGGACCAGCCACUACCUCCUGACCGUCUGCACUGCUACUACUGCUUCGAGUAUGAGGAUGACUGCAUCUCCAUGGAAAACACCAGCAACAUCCGGGGACGCGAGUGCGAAAUAGAGGAACAUUACUGCAGAGUGAAGCUCCUGCACACGGAGGGCGUGUUGCGCACGUUCGAGCGGGACUGCGCCAGGGAGUGCACCCCGGGCUGUCAGACGGUGAUGGCGCACAAGAAGUGUCAGUCGUGUUGCUCCACCAACUUCUGUAACUCCAACAACCACGGCGUCAGGCGCGCCACGUCGGCCACAACAUUCACGACGGCUCUCGUCGUCUCAGCGCUCAUGUUAAUCUCGAGACGUUGAUAGCACGACGUCGUCAACACCGUCCUGUACAGUCGACAUACAAACAUACAUAUAAACAUACACACGUACACAUAAAUACACACACACACACACACACACACACACAACCACACACACACACACACACACACACACACACAC